AUGCUUGGAACCAGCAGCUUGAGAAGUGAAAAGGGUCUUAACACGCUGAUUGUGGUGGAUUUUACUGCUGCAUGGUGUGGACCAUGUAAACUUAUUGCCCCAGCUGUGGAAAACUUAGCCAAGAAGCUGCCCAAUGUCACAUUCUUGAAGGUCGAUGUGGAUGAAUUGAAGGAACAUGAUGGGAAGGAGCAUAUAUACAAAAACACUGCUGAUUAUGACGUUGGGAAGAAGACAGCAAAGAGCGUCAGCAAGAUGGUAGGGUCAAAUACCUAG
Dovyalis caffra is the source of this 273-nucleotide messenger RNA. Lineage: Eukaryota; Viridiplantae; Streptophyta; Magnoliopsida; Malpighiales; Salicaceae. The record is from the annotation of a GenBank genome assembly.